Molecule: messenger RNA, 3361 nt
Organism: Sphaerulina musiva SO2202
Lineage: Eukaryota; Fungi; Ascomycota; Dothideomycetes; Mycosphaerellales; Mycosphaerellaceae
Exons: 1
Coding region: 95-2212 (705 amino acids)
Source: RefSeq, a predicted model, not a curated record
CGUGGACCUGUACAGGAUAUCGAUAGCAAAGACCAAGUCUCCCUCAGGACAGGGUAGUCUCGUCGCGGAGAUUAGGUUCAAAUCGGCGGCGCACAUGGCAAUCACAGACGACGAAGCUCUGCUCUCCAGCUCGAGCAGCAACGGCUACACCACCCACAAUGACCGAUACCAAGACUCGCCGUCUGACAGCGAGGACGACGAUAAUGAUACCAUCGGACCGGAUCCGCCAGUGCGGCGAGGCUCGCCCACCAACGAUUUCGAUGCCUCGCCCGCCCGCGCCCGAAACACAUUGCAGAACACAUUAGGGGACCGUCUGCCCAAGCCAGUGAAGAACACCUGGGCAGCGGUGGUGACGUGGGUGAAAGGACCUGAUCCGCCACGCAUAUAUCAGAUACGGCCAGUCUUCCCAAAGGUGCAGCGCGCCCCUUUGGCCUUGCUGGAUCGGGUUGCGCCCAGCAGGAUACGGAGGUUCUGGCUACUAGUGCUUGCCAUUGCUUCGUGGCUGCUCGUGCUCUCGUCCAUUCUGUAUCAAUCCUCAUUUGCUGCACAGAUUCCGGGACAUGGAACGCCGAUACGUCUCGGUUGUGCGGCGAGGUACUGGGGCGAUGGUAAUAUUUGUGGUCUCAAUGGGAACAUGUGCAGACCAUUCUCGAACGCCAGUCUGGCUUUUCGAUGUCCAGCAGACUGUCACAAGCAAAUCACUCUUGGACAUGCUGUUGGUGACCAAAAGGUGGAGUUCAAGCCACUGGUCAUUGGUGGUCCCAAGGAAGAGCAGACUGGGUUUGAGGAUGAGAUUGUGGAGAACGCCAUAUAUCGCGGCGACAGCUUCAUUUGUGCCUCUGCUGUUCACGCGGGGUUUACACGAGACAUUGAAGGUGGCUGCGGCGUGCUGACCCUUACUGGCGAGCAGUCUAAGUUUCCCAGUGGCAUACGCAACAGUAUACAGAGCGCUGGCUUCGACAGCUACUUCCCUCAGACCUUUGGGUUCCUCUCCGGCACGAAGACGCAAUGCAAAGAUAUGCGGUGGUCUGCUCUGGCUCCUACCUUGAUCUUCACCAUCCUUGUAUCGCUUUUCACGACUGAUCCGGCAGUCCAUUUCUGGACCAUUUUCGUGGCCCUGUUCUUCCAUGUUGCCCUCGUUUCAGACCCCCCAGCCAAUACUACUUAUUAUGGACUCAUUAGUAUUGCGAUUGGACGUUUUCUCCCCGCAUGCUUUUGCGCCUACGUCACGUAUCGAUUCACGAGCAAGAGGAGCUUGACGGGACUAACAGCACAAAUUGAGAAGACAGUUCUCUGGCUCGGACCAGCCUGGGUGGGAAGUCUCAACAAUUAUACGUUCGACAGGAUUCCCAUCCAGCGACUGACACCCCACGAUCUCAAAGCACAGCCUGGUGCAGUGCCCGCUCUCAUCAUUAUUGUGCUGUCCAUCUUCUUCAUCGCUUUAGGGCAAGCUUGGGCUUUCCGUGUUGAAGGACGAAUGCCACGAUAUCUAGCCAUCUAUGCGUCAUUUGUUGUGGCCUUACUGAUAUUCCUCGCCAUACCUGGUCUCAACUUGAGAAUUCAUCAUUACAUUCUCGCACUUUUGCUUCUACCAGGGACGAGCUUUCAGAAUCGACCCAGUUUGAUCUAUCAAGGUCUUUUACUCGGGCUCUUCAUCAACGGCGUUGCUCGCUGGGGAUUCGCGUCCAUCGUUGAGCUGCCGACCGAUCUGCUCAGGGGCACCGCGCAAGGUAGCUUGUUACCUGCCGUCAGUGUCCUCGCUCUUGGAGCACGAAACAUCACUUUCAGUCUUGGAACACUGCCGGUCUUUGAUAAAAAGCUCGACGUUACAUAUGAUGGCAUUUCCGUACUUGUAAAUGAUGUUGAGCGUUUUCGUGGUUAUCCGGAUGACCUAUCCUAUUGGGAAGGCGAUGGACUCGAAGAUACUGGAAACUACACUUGGACUUGGAAUCGACAUCGACCCGGACGUGGUGAGCCUGGCAGUGGAAUGGCAAUCACGCUCGCCAAUCCCGGCUUCGGCGAAGACGAGGAUUGGAAACAAGAUGUGAAAAGGAAGAGAGGUGUUGACAUAUUCGAAGAUGUGUUGCCAGAGUACUUUCGAUUUGCGUACAUGUCCGGAAGCAGAACGGCUGACUAUACCAAUGCUGGCAAGUGGGAUGAGCAGGGGGAGUGGAUACCUAUGAAACCAGGAACCAGUGAGCCCCGGAAGUGAAAUUUUCUAUGCACAGCGUGAUCUUGAGUGAAAUUUGUACAGAAUUUACGUAUAGAGAGUGAAAUCAUGGCCGUAGUCUGGCCGCAAGGCGAUGAGCAUCUCGCUGGAUGGCCUAUCUGACACGUCAAAGAACAGUCUCUGUACGAUCCGGGCAAUUCGGCCAACGGGGUGGUAUUUGAGCAGGCCAUCGAGGUGAUAAGCAUGUUACGAAGUUCACUAGACUGCCGAUCUAGUACAGCUGUCCUCCAGUGAAGGAUGUAUCACUGUGCAUUCACUGUAUGCAGCAUCUGGAAUCUCAUUGCGUACUUACCUUACUAAGCAAGUCACCUCGCUGAAUCUUUGCCGGAAGCGGGGUAUAUAUGCGAGCUUCUCCUCGGGCACAUAGCUAACCAACUUCUCUUACCUUUAUCCUCUUUCUCACAGGCCAGUCUGUUAUUCACAAGAAUCACCGGCGAUACGUAUUCUGUAUUAGAAGUGGACAGACAGUUCUCGAUCGCCCUCCGCAGCUCGACCCCAACCACAUCAGAAUGUCCACGGAAACCAUCACCACUGAGCAAGCUCGAGCCCAAUCCCUGCGAGAAGCAGAAAACAAAGCCAUCGAGCUGUUCGACCUCAUCAGCAAAGACUUGAUUCGACCCGGUAUUACGGAGAAGCAACUCAGCGAUGAAAUCCACCAACUAGGAGAAACCACAUGCCACGUCCGAACCCACUGGCACAAACGUCUCGUCCGGAGUGGCCCCAACACUCUCUCACCCUUUCACGACAAUCCUCCCACGCGCACCAUCCAACCAGGCGACAUCCUCGUCAUCGAUCUUGGCCCCGUGUUCGAGGAGUGGGAAGCAGAUUUUGGUCGAACAUAUGUCCUACCAGAAGAAAAUUCUUCCUCUUCUAAUACAACAACGACAACAACAGUAAUCGACGCCACGAAGCAAAAACUCCAACUCCGCGAUGCGUUAGAACCCAUGUGGUGGAAAAUCAAACGCCUCUAUGAUCGGAAUCCGAGUAUGACGGGAGGGGAACUGUACAAUCUUGCUUUGCAGACUGCGGCCGAGGAUGGAUGGGAUUGGGGCGCGACGCAGAUUGCGGGACAUAUUGUGGGAGAUUUCCCUCAUGAGAGGAUUCCGAGGGAUAAGGUGACGAAUUAUAUUA